Molecule: messenger RNA, 2005 nt
Organism: Lineus longissimus
Lineage: Eukaryota; Metazoa; Nemertea; Pilidiophora; Heteronemertea; Lineidae
Product: organic cation transporter protein-like
Exons: 10
Coding region: 17-1618 (533 amino acids)
Biological process (GO): transmembrane transport
Cellular component (GO): membrane
Molecular function (GO): transmembrane transporter activity
Source: RefSeq, a predicted model, not a curated record
CAACAUUGUAUUGAAUAUGCUGUUCGACGAAGUGCUCGACCAAGUCGGGGAGUUCAAGAAAUAUCAAAUAAGAUGUUUUUUGUUAUCUCAGUAUAUGGUUUUGAUGCUGGGAUUCGGUGUGACUAUGCUGCCAGUAUUCAUAUUGGCAACACCAAAACAUCGAUGUGCCAUUCCCGGCAUAAAUGACACGUGGGCGAUUCAAGAUGACGACCAUGAGCUGCUCCUUAACCAGACGAUCCCGCCAGGAUCGCAGUGCACCUUCUUCGACUUCCAAGACAAUGGUACUGAGAAGCCGUGUGCUCUUUGGGUGUACGAUAACGAAAUCUUCAGACCGUCAGCAGUUGAGGAGUUCAAUACUGUGUGCGACCGGAAAAUAUAUCGUGCUGUUACGAACAUGGUAUAUUUCAUGGGACUACUUUGCGGAGGCCUUGUUGGGGGACAACUGUCAGACCGAUUUGGCCGGAGGGUGGUGAUAUACGUCGCUGUUUUCCCAUUCGUUAUAGCGUCGAACGGGAUGGCGUUUUCCCCCAAUAUCUUCGUCCUCAUGGCAUGUAGAUUUGUCCAGUCAACGUGCUGUAUGAGCUACUUUGCAGCCGCGCUCGUUUUGUUAAUGGAACUUACUGGUCGUAAACGCCGCUCAAUGAUCGCCCCUAUGACGGAUGCGGUCUUUGUCUGUGGAUAUGUCCUGAUGACCCUCCCAGCCUAUUACAUACGAAACUGGAGAUAUCUCACCUUAACUGUCGGGGUCUUUCAGUUACCUCUCGUGGGCCUUGGGUGGUUCAUACCCGAAUCACCUCGUUGGCUGAUGACGAUGAACCGCAAGGAAGAGGCGGAGAAAAUAAUCCAAAGGGCGGCACACGUAAAUGGCAGGAAAAUACCAAAGAACAUCCUUGACAGUGUUGAUGCGCAUGUUUCAAAGGAAGAGGGGAACUUCCUGCAACUGUUAAAGUACAGAGCGACCGGUGUGCGUUUGAUUGUUUUUGGUGUAAAUUGGGCUGCAGCUUCCACGGUCUAUUAUGGUCUUAGUUUAAAUGCCGGCAACCUGUCUGGCAACAUCUUCGUAAACGUUGCCCUUUUGGCUGCAAUAGACCUUCCAGCAGCUAUGUUCAUCCUGUUUGCUCCAAUGAAGUUCGGGCGAAAGCGAACACAUGCUUUCUCUUUUCUCCUGGGCGGAACUGCUUGCCUGGCAACCAUAUUGGUGGUAGUCUUUGGAAGGGAAGUUACCUGGGCUUACCAAUUCCUCUCAAUCAUCGGGAAGUUUGGCGCAGCCGCCGGUUUUGCCUCAGUCUACCUCUUCACGAUGGAGCUCCACCCAACUGCUUUACGAAGUCAGUCCUUAGGAUUCUGCUCAAUGUGUGCAAGGAUAGCAAGCUUGUGCGCUCCCUUCAUUUCUGACCUGGGCACUUACAUGCCAGGACGAUUCUCUGAAGCAAUGCCAUUGAUCGUGUUUGGCCUUCUCAGCGUGAUUGCCGGAUUAACCAGUUUUUUUCUACCAGAGACUCAUAACAGGCCAUUGCCAGCAUCAAUAGAAGAGGCUAGGAAUUUCGGCAGAAGGAGCAAGCAUCCAACAUCAAACAAAAGAGACACAGGAGAUAAGAACAACAUGGUUGAGCUCUAGCAAGACUGAAUGACACCAUGUCAUGCAUCUAUGCUCACUCAGUUCCUCACCAUGGACACAGGCUCACUCAGUUUCUUGCAACAUGGACAUAUGCUCCAAUGGACCUUGUCCACAUAGUUCCUUCAGCAUGAUGUGUUACAAAGUGUAUAACAAUGGACCUUGUGCCAUGCACCCAUCCUAUGCUCACUCAGUUCCUUGAGCAUGAUAUGUUACAAAGUAUUGGAUAAACUGUUUGAGAAUUAGAACUGCUCAAUAAACCACUCAAUGUAUGAAGCAAGGACUAAAGUUGGCAAUUCUUUAUAACGUUCUGGUACCUUUAAUUUGCAAUAUCUACAAAAUAUAUACAUUAUACAAAGACAAUUGCUUCAACUGCAUCUAUUUGCCUGC